UGUUUAAACCACUUCAGUAUAAGAGGAUACUCUCUUAGCAGGACGAAUGUUGAGCAGACGGAACCGGUCUGUGGCUCUUUAGAACGUGCGUGUUUGUCCCGGGUGACACUUUUCCCAUGUGUUGGGCGCUCGUGCGGCUUGAGCGCUUCUUCCCUCCAAACUACAGCUGUCCCCUCAGUUUCAGGAAACUUGGACUCGAGAAUCCCAGAAGGUCUCGCGAUAACAGCUGUGUUUACAGGCAGUAUUUAUGGGCAGCAGUCUCCCCCUGCCGUUACAGCUGCUCGGUUCGGUCCAGUCAGUGAGCGCGGAGCGGCGUGCGGUGUGCACGAGCUUCCUGGACGUGUGUGUUCGGGAACUCUCCGCUUAUUUUAAUUUUUUAUUUUUUUGGAAGACUUCCUUCGGUGGAAGCUGCAUCGGUGGAGAGUCCAGAGUGAGGAGUGAAUCCUGAUGAACUGUGCUUGUGAAAGACCCUGCAGUGGAUCAGUCCUCCAGGUGGUCCUCCACGGUCUCCUGCAUUCCAGAUCACACCCCUCUGACCACUUCAUAUCUGAGGGGAAGCAGAGCAGACCCUGUCCUCCUUGACUGAAGAGGAAAUCACUACCAGUGCUUUGACCACGCCGACACUUCUGACCUUCACCAUGCAGCCCUGCCCUUUCGUCUUCCUCUCCACCCUCCUCCUCUUCCUCAUCCCCAGCUGCUUCACGCAGAGCGAGGCAGACUUUCUGGUCCAGACAUACAGCGGCCGUGUUAAAGGUUUCCAGUUGGCCAUGCCGGACCAGAGCCGCCCAGUCGUCGGGUUUCUGGGGAUCCCGUUCGCCGAGCCGCCGGUGGGAAAGAGGCGCUUUCGGCCCGCCGAGCCAAAGCGCCCGUGGCAGGGCGUGUACAAAGCCGAUUCCUACCCCAACGCGUGCUUCCAGUUUGUCGACAAAUCAUAUCCUGGCUUUCCGGGGAUAGAGAUGUGGAAUCCUAACAGGGAGAUGAGUGAGGACUGCCUGUACCUCAACAUCUGGGUGCCCUCAUCAGUCAAACCCCACAACCUGCCAGUUAUGGUCUGGAUCUAUGGAGGAGGGUUCUACAGCGGCUCUUCUUCUCUGGACGUGUAUGACGGUCGCUACCUCGCCAGUGUGGAGAAUGUAAUUGUGGUGUCUAUGAACUACCGCAUUGGUGCGUUUGGGUUCCUCGCUCUGGACGGUACAGCUGAGGCUCCUGGGAAUGUGGGUCUGCUGGACCAGAGGAUGGCACUGCAGUGGGUGCAAAACAACAUUGUUCACUUUGGAGGAGACCCCAAACAGGUGACCAUCUUUGGUGAGAGCGCUGGUGGAGCCUCCGUGGGUUACCACCUGUUGUCUCCAGGCAGUCGGCCUCUCUUCACCAGGGCCAUUCUCCAGAGCGGCGUCCCCAACUGUCCCUGGGCCUCGGUCACCUAUGCUGAGGCUCGGCGGCGUGCCACACUGUUGGCCAAGCUGGUUGGUUGUAAUGGAGGCAAUGACACUGAGCUGGUUGACUGUCUGCGUGGUAAAACUCCCCAGGAGCUGAUCGAUCAGGAAUGGCAGGUGCUGCCAUGGUCUGCCCUCUUCCGGUUUUCCUUUGUGCCGGUGGUGGAUGGCGAGGUUCUUCCGGACAGUCCUGAGGCCAUGGUGAACUCAGGAGACUUUAAAGACACACAGAUUCUUCUUGGAGUCAACCAGGACGAGGGCUCCUACUUCCUGCUGUACGGAGCACCUGGCUUCAGCAAGGACAAUGACAGUCUCAUUUCCAGAAAAGACUUUCUAGCAGGUGUCAAGAUGGGCGUUCCACACGCGAACGACAUUGGUCUGGAGGCGGUGGUGCUGCAGUACACGGACUGGAUGGACGAGAACAACGGGGAGAAGAACCGCGACGCCAUGGAUGACAUUGUGGGCGACCACAAUGUCAUCUGCCCGCUGGCUCUAUUUGCUUCCUCUUAUGCCAGGCACCACGCCGAAAAGGCCAACAACGGUUAUGGACACAUGAACAACGCAGGAAAUUCACAAGGAGGGGUUUACCUUUACUUCUUCGAUCACCGCGCCUCCAAUCUGGCCUGGCCCGAGUGGAUGGGUGUGAUCCACGGCUACGAAAUCGAGUUUGUCUUCGGCCUGCCGCUGGAGAAGAGACUCAACUACACCUCAGAGGAGGAGAAACUGAGUCGACGCAUGAUGAGAUACUGGGCCAACUUCGCACGGACAGGGAAUCCCAACGAAGGAAUUCCUGACCGAGGACGGCGGUGGCCCGCCUUCACCCUCAGCGAGCAGAAACACGUUGGGCUCAACACCGAACCCAUGAAGAUCCACAAAGGUCUGCGCAACCAGAUGUGUGCGUUCUGGAACCGCUUCCUGCCGCGCCUCCUCAACAUCACCGACAACAUCGACGAGGCGGAGCGCCAGUGGAAGGUGGAGUUUCACCGCUGGUCCUCCUACAUGAUGCACUGGAAGAGUCAGUUUGAUCACUACAGCAAACAGGAGCGCUGCACCGACCUCUGAGAGGCUGACCGCCACCGUCGGCCCUCCACAGCCCCCCGGUCAUGUCCCAUCUCAAGCACACACACAAACCCGAGCGACGCUCCUCCUUAUUUAUUUUAUUUAUUGUCUGGAUUCAGUGUUGUCUCUCUGGGGUUGUGUGUGCGUUGUGCAGCUGAGGGGCUGCAGAGGGACUUGAUGCAAAUGUUAACAAAGGCUCAUUACCUCGUGUGUGUGAGUGUGUGUGCUGGUUUUCUGUAGACACUCCUGUUCAUGAUCGUCUCAUCACACCUCUUUCCAGAAUAAAUCAGGUUUUGUGUUCAGAGUAUAAACUGUUCAGGACCACGACUUCUAUCAGCGCUUCGCUCCGUCACUGUCUCCGUCACUCUUCCCGUCUCACCCGUCGGCAUUCGGACCAACCGGCGGCUCUCUCUCAGACUGUUUGUGUGUUUGUGUAGUUGUCAAAAACACCUGACAUGUCCCUCUCCGUCUGUCUGCUUCUGCCUCCUCCACCCUUCCUCCAUCCCUUCAGUUGUCCCAUCCCUCCUCCAACCCUCCCAUCUUUUUGUUUACGUCCUCUUUCCUAUCCUUUCAACUCCGUGCUGCUUCUGCUCCUCGCCAUCCCUCCUCGUCCACCCCCCCUCCACCUCUUGUUAGCCUAAUGGAGGCAGAGUAAUUCACUCAGCGGCGGAUAAUGUGGCAGAGCGCUGGCUCAGCCUCCGGCUCGCGGCCAACGCGGCAUGAUGGGUUGAUGGAAAAUGGAACAGAAAAGGUAGAGAGCAAGCGGUGGCAGAGAUGAGGAGAGCCAACGGAGAGGAGGAGGCGGAGAUGUGAUGGAGAGAUGAGGAGACAGAGGUGUACGCGGUUGCAUAACUGCAGAGGAGGAGUCUGCAGCGUCUGAACGUGGCAGCGAUAGCAAAGUUUCCACACACUCCUCUUUUCUGACCUUUUUACGACAUAAAAUCUUCAUUUUGCAUCCUUUUAUAACGCCACACCACUUCAGCUCGUGUUUGCAAAGCCAGAAAACUGUUUUUCUACACCCCCUGGUGGCUAGUUUGUGCACUGUUCUGGUCCUGAAUUCAUUCGUUUCACACAGUUGGUCUCACUUGUGCGGUCCAGACGUUCUGAAGUCUCAGUCAGAGCAGCGUCUUCAGAAAUGCGACUGCAUCCACAUGAUGGAGGAUCGUGCGCUGGAAAGACAUAACCCAAACCGUCACCUGCGUUUGUGCGUGUCAGAGCCAGCUCCCGGGGGAGAACUUGGGUUCGGUUCGUGAUUUUUCAUGUCAGCAUGGCAAGCUUCUGUUUUCGGCUGCAAGUCGAUCUAAAGAUCUUUUGUGUGGAGUAAAGAUUGCAGCUUGUGUCUCCUCAAAGAGGGAAAUGCAUGAGAGACAGGUUCAUCCAGUAGAAAAGCCCACCUAAGCCCCGCCUCUUCCUGUCCCGCCCUCUGCAUGUUCUCCAUCCUCCGUGUAUCCUGCUGAACUCGGACUGUUACUUCCUGUGAAUUUGUACUGUUCAACUCAACUAUUAACCGAUAAAUGAAUAUAUAUAAAUAUAUAUAUUUAAUCUUAGUGAUGUUUGAUGUUAGCAAUAAAUACAUUAGUAAAGGAAUAUAUUUAAUAUUUAAAUACAGUAAAGUUGAAAUCAGCAACGAGGACUGAUCCAGUGGUGUUUUCAAAGCAAUAUUAUUCAGACUAUAAAUGAACUACGAGUGCCAUAAAAAGCUGUUUUUCUGAAACCUUUCUGUUCGGCUCGUACUUUUCUGCCUUGUCGUUGUUGGUCCCAGUGUCGAUGACUGUAAACACUGAAAGGCUUCUGCAGCUUCCUUCUCUGUCGCUGUGUAUCAUGAAUGCUGGUUUGACGAAGCUAAGACAUCACAAAUAAAGACACCCUGCUGCACCCGUG
Messenger RNA from Oryzias melastigma (Indian medaka), 4376 nucleotides. RefSeq names its product acetylcholinesterase (gene ache). Gene Ontology annotation, cellular component: plasma membrane. The coding region runs from base 639 to 2498 and encodes 619 amino acids. Gene Ontology annotation, molecular function: acetylcholinesterase activity. The record is from RefSeq and is a predicted model, not a curated record. The transcript has 10 exons. Lineage: Eukaryota; Metazoa; Chordata; Actinopteri; Beloniformes; Adrianichthyidae. Gene Ontology annotation, biological process: acetylcholine catabolic process; choline metabolic process.